Messenger RNA from Pieris napi, 1809 nucleotides. RefSeq lists its product as uncharacterized. The transcript is spliced from 11 exons. The coding region runs from base 16 to 1605 and encodes 529 amino acids. The record is from RefSeq and is a predicted model, not a curated record. NCBI's taxonomy places the organism in Eukaryota, Metazoa, Arthropoda, Insecta, Lepidoptera, Pieridae.
CCGCGCCUUCAAACAAUGAACCCGAGUGACGGAUCAUCUCGAUGGGAAAUAGUGCAGAUUUUCCUUAGCUUCAUAAGAAUUCCCUCGGACAGUGUGCUCGGUUGUGGUCAGUUACGAUCACAAAAAGGCAACAUGUUAUUACCAUUUAAAAUAUUAGUAUUUUUUGCGGUUUGUGUGAAUAUUGGUCGCUGUGCUCUUUUUUCACCCUGCAAAACCAACGAUUCGAAAUGUUUUGAUGCAGCUUUUACUAAUGCAUUCCCCAAGCUUUUAUCUGAGGAUAGUACUUUAGGCAUUGGGCCAUCAGACCCUCUACACAUCGAUUUGAUUGAUGGAAACCUGUCGAUAUUAAAGUAUAAAUUAUUCGACUCGACAGUCAAAGGUUAUAAGGAUUGUUCUAUUACGAAUGUAAAGUCAAAUCUCAACAGCCUUACCCUAUAUUUUGAGUUGGACUGUCCAGGAUUCGACUCUACAGGCAAAUAUGAAGUAUCAGGUCGCCUCAUUGUUUUGCCCGUUGAAGGGAAGGGAGAAUAUCGACUUACCACAGGAAGAUAUUCAAUAGCUGUCAAUGCUGAAUUGAAGGAAGUGCGAGAUAAAAACGGCAAAACAUACUUCGCAAUUAAAAAAAUUAAGCUUAAGAACGAAGCAAUUGAACCUGUAGUAUUCGAUUUUAAAAAUCUAUUUAACGGACAAAAAGAUUUGUCUGACGCGGUUCAUAAAUUCGCGAACGAGAACUGGAAGGAAGUAGCUAAUCUGGUGCAGGAUCCUGUGUAUUACGCGCAGUUAAAGCAACUGGUUAUCCAUUUCAACAAACACUUAAAAACUGCACCACUGGAGGAAAUAUUUACUUGCUACAUCUGCAUUAGAAUACUUGUUAUAAAUUCAAUUAUGUUUUCGAUUUUUGAAAUAUUAGCUUUAACAAUACUGUGCGUUAGUGUCGCUCAAAGUGACAUAUUCUCGCCAUGCCAUCUUAACGAUUUGGCCUGUGUUGCGACGUCCAUCAACAAUGCCCUGCCUCAGAUCUUGUCUGAAAACAAAGCCCUUGGGGUCGAAUCAUCUGAUCCCUUGAAAGUUGACAUGAUUGAGGGAGACAUGUCCGGUAUUAAGUUUAAAUUUUUCUCUCCAAUCACUACCGGAUUCAAGAAGUGUGUUGCGAAAAAUGUGAAAAUAAACUUAGAUACACUUACAAUACACCUGGAGCUUGACUGUCCGAAUCUAGAAACAACUGGCACAUACGACAUCUCUGGACGUCUCAUCACUUUACCAAUUGAGGGAAAGGGAGACUUUAAAAUUUCUGCCGGAUCAUACAAUAUAAUUAUCGAUGGUGAUUUGGAAACUGUGGUUGGAGAUGACAACAAAGCAUAUCUCUCCAUCAAAUCUUUUAAACUGAAAAACGAAGCAACAGCUCCAAUUUCUUUUGACUUCAAGCACCUUUUUAAUGGACAAAAGGAUCUGGCGAACGAUGCCCUCACUUUUGCUAACCAGAACUGGAAGCAGGUCUCCGGUCUCCUGCAGGAACCUAUAUGGAACAACAACAUGAAGAGAAUCAUUUCUAACAUCAACAAAUACUUAAUGACUGAACCCCUUGAUAAACUUUUCUUAUCUUAAGUUGUGAAAGUAAAAAUACUAUUACAUACUAAUAUAUGUACAUGUGUACAUUCGUAGCACAUAUAACCCAUGUAUCAUUCUCGAGUUUUUCUACAUAAAUGACAAAAUAUUCUUCGGCUAUCAGUCCAUCUCAUAUGAAAAAGACUGUAAUUUUAAACAUUUUAUUUAUAUUUUGACUUUAAUAAAAAACUGUUAUAUAUCUAU